ACUGAUGGAGUGUUUGAACUUCGCACUUGCUUUUAUUGUUUCAGUCAUUCUAUCCCAUUGCCACUGGAGACAUCACAACCCACGGCCAACAUUUCCUCCUCGAUGCGGCCCGCCCCUUUGUAGAGUCCUCAGAGCCGUGCGGUAGUCGGCAGCGUUAGCAGCCCCGGCAGUUUCAGCGAUGCGCUACCUUGUGACGUCAGCGAGGGAAGAGGCGGAUUCUCUCCUACUACCGGAAGACGUCCGCUUUUUUGAUUGGCUACUCAAGACGCCCGUUAGGACGUGUUGCCUUUUCAGUGUGCACUCCGAGCGUGGGCGCCCCUGUGGGGGUGUGUGCAGGGGUUUCUAGACCUGGCACCAAUACCCCAAGCCCCUUCCAUCAGGGGUUCGGCUUAGGGUCGCCCCUGGUGGGCGGCUCUCGAAUCUUAAGGAAGAGCUCGAGAACCCGGACCCCCCCAGGGCUGCGGAGGCCCUCUGGGUAGGCAGGAAGAUGGCGGCAGCGUCGGUCUCUGCGACUUCUCGUUCUCAGAUCUCGAACAUCUUAGUUGAACCCUCAAGGUCUAAUGGAAGUAUGGUUCGCCAUUCCUCAUCUCCAUAUGUAGUAUAUCCACCUGAUAAGCCUUUCCUUAAUAGUGAUCUACGACGCUCCCCAAAUAAGCCUACAUUUGCCUAUCCGGAAAGUAACAGCAGAGCUAUAUUUUCUGCUCUGAAGAAUCUUCAAGAUAAGAUUCGACGCUUGGAACUUGAAAGGAUUCAGGCAGAAGAAAGUGUGAAAACCUUGUCUAGAGAAACAAUUGAAUAUAAGAAAGUAUUGGAUGAACAGAUACAAGAAAGAGAGAAUUCAAAGAAUGAGGAGUCAAAGCACAAUCAAGAACUGACCUCUCAGUUGUUAGCUGCAGAAAAUAAGUGUAAUCUUUUAGAAAAACAGUUGGAAUACAUGCGCAAUAUGAUAAAGCAUGCAGAAAUGGAAAGGACAUCUGUCUUAGAAAAACAGGUUUCCCUCGGAAGAGAACGACAACAUGAUCAAACACAUGUGCAGAGCCAGCUUGAAAAGUUGGAUCUUCUGGAACAGGAGUAUAACAAACUUACCACAAUGCAGGCCCUGGCAGAAAAAAAAAUGCAAGAGUUGGAAGCAAAACUCCGUGAAGAAGAACAGGAGAGGAAACGUAUGCAAGCUAAGGCAGCCCAGUUGCAGACUGGUCUAGAAACAAAUAGAAUUAUCUUUGAAGAUAAGGCAACUCCAUGUGUUCCCAAUGCAAGAAGAGUUAAAAAAAAGAAGUCAAAACCACCAGAAAAGAAAGGUUCUAGGAACUAUUUUGCUGCACAACCACAUUAUAGAUUAUGCUUGGGGGAUAUGCCUUUUGUAGCUGGAAAGUCCACCAGUCCUAGCCAUGCUGUGGUAGCCAAUGUUCAGCAUGUCUUGCAUCUACUGAAGCAACACAGUAAAGCCCUGUGCAAUGAUCGAGUGGUCAACAAUGUUCCUUUGACAAAGCAAGGUUCUUCACGAAGUGGUAAAAGUAAGAAGUUGUCAGUAACGCCUUCCUCCUCCAACAGCAUUAAUGAAGAGUUAUCAGAAGUCUUACAGACUUUACAAGAUGAAUUUGGGCAAAUGAGCUUUGAUCACCAGCAGCUUGCGAAACUUAUCCAAGAAUCCCCAACUGUUGAACUGAAAGACAACUUAGAGUGUGAACUGGAGGCGUUGGUGGGGAGGAUGGAGGCCAAAGCCAACCAAAUAACUAAAGUUCGAAAAUACCAAGCCCAGCUGGAGAAACAGAAGGUAGAGAAGCCAAAGAGGGACUUGCGAACCACCAGAAAGACUCUUGAUGAAGAAGGGAAGAGCAGCAGUCGUUCUUCUGGAAUCACAGGGACCACAAACAAGAAGGACGUUGCCAAACCGAGACCUGGUGAAAAAAGCAGGAAAAAUCUUCAGUUAUUGAAGGACAUGCAAACCAUACAGAGUUCAUUACAAAGCAAUAGUUUAUGUUGGGAUUACUGACUGGUACCCGGUUAUAAAUUUUAUUCAGAUAAUCUGUACCUCAUCAAUCAGAUUUUGACAAUUUACUCUCCAGGUCUCAUACUCUCUUAUGUUGGAAUUAACGAAUAGCCGGUGUUAAGGGGCCCAAGCUUCACUACACAGGCUUCUUGUGUUACGCAUCAUCACUAAAUGUUAAACCAUCUACAUGGAAACCAGGGGAGUUUUAAAGGCCAGGAAGCCACAUGCUCUUCUUCUUUGAGAUGAAUUUGCUGUACUGAAAUACUGCACUUUGUAAACAAAUUACCAGUUGUUUACUUGUGGGUGUGAUUUUUUUCAUAGUUCCUUACAUAUCUAAGUAAAAUUAGGUUUAAAUUAUCAAAAAUAACAAAAUCUUUUUAAAUCUUUCCCCUGGCACAAAUCACCCCUUUCUCCUUUCCAGCACAACCAUUAAAUAUACUUUGUCUCGACUAUUGAUGGAGGUUUUCUAUAUUUAAAAGUAUUUAUACAUAUUUAAGAGGAUUGUUUUGUUUUUCUUUUUGACAGUUCAGGCAUUGAUCAGUAUUAAAUACACUUAUAUUGAUGUUAUCCAUCAUUAAAAAAUUUUUAAAGACCCAAACAUUCAAGUCCAUUCACUGCAAAAAUUAUAAAAGCAUUUUUUAAAGUAUAAAUUAUUAAUGAAGUAAAUGAGCUUUUAGAAUGAAGAGAGAAGAGGAAAUGUUGUAAAGCAUACACAUUUGUCAUUUUUAAAUAAUACCUGUUUGUAAUCAUGCUAUUGAGUUUGAGGCAUUAUGGUUUUUAAUCUUGAAACUUGCCCCUUGGACAUGUUCUCGGUGUACAGUAUGAGUGCAUUAACUGUACACGUGCAACUGUCAUUAUGUUAAUAAUGUGAAUCAUAAUUCUGCUUAGAUCAAGAUGUGAACUUUUUAUAAAUUUGCCACUCAAGUCAAUAAAGCAGCUUUUUAAAGGAAACACUGAAAUUUUCCUUAACAGCCUGUUAAUAAAGGCUUUAUUUGUUAUAAUCUCUCCACAAAAUGCAUUUCUAAAUAGGACAUUAACAUAUUUUGAGAAACAAUAAGAAUAUAUGGUAUUACGUAAUUUGCCUAUUUCAUGCUUACACAGAAACUAAACCCAACAAGACUGAACUGUCUCAUGGCAUAUGAUUAAGAUACUCUAAAGACUACUAGUGAACACAUUAACCACAUGUUAAAGAGAUUCCUUUUUAUGCCUCCCCUGGGAUCCAAAUGGGAGUUCUGGGAUUUUAUCUGGGUAUAAUCAGCAUGAAAUGUAGUGCCUGACUGGGCACUAAGCUUGUUAGGCCUCUUAAUUGAAUUAAUUUUUUUACAGAGUUCUUUAUUUAGGUUCCUUAGAUUUGGAUCUGUUUGUGAAUGUUCUGAAAUUUUAUGUAAACUUUUGCUUGCAUGUGCAGUUUUGUAUCUUCAUUGAAUUCACAACAGUGAGUCCACAGACCCAAGGAAUCACUGCUCUAAUGACAUGGAAAAUAUUUUCUUGUGUCUCAACCACCAUUUCAACUAUUAAACUUUUGUUACUGCUGUG
Zalophus californianus (California sea lion) is the source of this 3526-nucleotide messenger RNA. RefSeq names its product centrosomal protein 57 (gene CEP57). Gene Ontology annotation, molecular function: microtubule binding; identical protein binding; gamma-tubulin binding. The transcript is spliced from 11 exons. Lineage: Eukaryota; Metazoa; Chordata; Mammalia; Carnivora; Otariidae. Gene Ontology annotation, cellular component: centrosome. The record is from RefSeq and is a predicted model, not a curated record. Bases 488 to 1993 code for a protein of 501 amino acids.